Fomitopsis serialis is the source of this 1430-nucleotide messenger RNA. Its product is annotated as thioredoxin-like protein. NCBI's taxonomy places the organism in Eukaryota, Fungi, Basidiomycota, Agaricomycetes, Polyporales, Fomitopsidaceae. Bases 495 to 1190 code for a protein of 231 amino acids. The transcript is spliced from 7 exons. The record is from RefSeq and is a predicted model, not a curated record.
AUGAUAAUCCCGCUUCUUUACCUCGUUGACCACACUGUUUCGUGCUCAUUCUGUCAGGGCAAACUCUGGCGGGAGGAUCAAGUGAGAAACCGGAUUAAUUCUCCUUAAGUUACUGCAUUUGCGACCGACCCGAAUUCCUGGUCCCCAUCGUAAAUAACCGCCAACAUUUCCAAGCCAGAAGGGUACUGUAACAUUCAACGUUCAACGGACGUCCGGCUGUCACGCGCACGACCGCUGUUCAAGACUUUUCCUAUCCGGCAUCGUUUCUUCCUGAUCUGUCAUACGGUCGCUCGCACUUCACGUGUUACGCUUCCCUUUGAACUCGUCACCUCUGUCUCCCUGAGUCUCAGCGUCGUUCUCCACGUACUUAUAGUGGGCCGCGACCCCCGUUCCGAGCAUUCAAACUCUUCCCCGCUCUCAAGUCUCUCACCUACGCGAGGCGUCGCGAGCCUUGAGUUCCUGUACAAUCCACUGUCCACAGCAAGGUCACCAACAUGACGGACUCGAGCACCGCAUCGGCUGGCAAAAUCAUAGUACAUCACCUCAAUAACUCGCGUUCUCAACGGAUACUGUGGCUUCUGGAAGAGCUCGGUGUACCAUACGAGAUAAAGAAGUAUCACCGUACCCCCGAACAGAAGGCUCCAGAGGAGCUGAAGGCGGUGAAUCCCAUCGGAUCAGCACCCGUCAUCACCGAUGGCUCCGUCAAUCUAGCAGAGAGCGGUGCGAUUGUUGAGUACAUCAUUCGUAAACAUGGAAACGGGAGAGCACGGCCCUCCGCGAGUGGAGAAGUCGCUGACCUAUAUUACACGCACGCUUCGGAAGGUUCUCUCAUGCCGCUCAUCGUGAACAGUUUCGUGACACGCGUCAUAACCGAUCGAAUGCAUUGGCUCAUUCGGCCUCUCAUUGGCUUCCUCAUGGGCAAGUUGCGGGCCAAGUUGGUGGAUUCGCGUUUGCGCAUCCAAGGACAGUUGAUCGAGCAGCGCUUGACAGAGGUCGACGGAGGGUGGAUUGCGGGUGGAGAGGAGCCAACGACCGCAGAUUACAUGAUGAUCUUCCCGCUAGAGUGCAUGUCGAGGCUGUGUCCCGAAUACCUUGGAAUCAACACCGAGAGAUACCUCCGCCGCGUCCACGAGAGACCGGCGUAUAGACGGGCUCUGGACCUCGGGGGAAAGUACGACUAUGCCCCUUGAUGUUUGCUCCAAACAACAGCGCUAUUCAUGGAGUCUGGCGCUUACCAGUAAGCGCUUGAGCCCCUCAGUUCAAGUCCGUCAUGGCUUCGUUCCAUCGUCCGCUGUCUCCUCUCGGCUUCGCAAUCCCCGCUCUGUCCACCGACUCAGUAUCUUCCCAGUGAUGUAAUUCCAAAGGCUUGAUGUAACGAACGAAUCACCCGCAAAACAAUUCGAGCGGGAUUUACGACCCACCGGAUGCUG